Molecule: messenger RNA, 627 nt
Organism: Ostrinia nubilalis (European corn borer)
Lineage: Eukaryota; Metazoa; Arthropoda; Insecta; Lepidoptera; Crambidae
Product: lipopolysaccharide-induced tumor necrosis factor-alpha factor homolog
Exons: 3
Coding region: 83-385 (100 amino acids)
Molecular function (GO): zinc ion binding
Source: RefSeq, a predicted model, not a curated record
CCAGUGUAAACGAAUAAGCAAUCGUGCUAAAAAUAAAAAAUAAAAUUUUGGAAUUGUCACUAAGUAACCAAAAUAUUUCAAAAUGGGAGAUGUUGAAAUGAACCCCACCAAGGUCACCAUUGUCACCAAUGCUCCAGCUCCGGGCGCCAUCUCUGUGGGUCCCGUGGGGCCUGAUGAGAUGGCAGUCACCUGCCCCUCGUGCCUCGCCACCGUCACCACCAGGGUUGAGCGGAAAGCCUCCACCAAGACACACAUGAUCGCUUUGGCGAUAUGCGUUUGUUUCGGCUGUCUAUGCGCGUGGAUUCCCUACUGCAAGAACUCCUGCCGGAACGCUGACCACUACUGCCCUAACUGCGACUCCUACCUCGGAACGUACCAGAAUUAGUUUUAAUAUUUAUUACUUGUUAAGUUUAGUGUUCUAUUUUUAGUACAACUCCUUCCCAAAUCUAAUCUAAUUAUAGCUCCUACUUUCCUUAAGCUCUGUCUUGUUAAAAGUUCUUUUUUUAGUACAACCUCUUCCUUUUCAAGUCUUAUUAGCUGUCUCUCUGUUUGCGUUUGUUUUAUUGCUUUAAGAUUAAAGAAAUGAAAACAAAUAUUGCCCACUUGUAAGUUUUGCGUUAAGUAUUU